CUACAGAGAACCGCGCAAUUCAUUUUAAAUUCGCGUCUCGCGAGAUGUCAGUUGGAAACCGUUGAGGAGCUCCGUUAAAUUUCUGGUACCCUACAGUAGUCGCUAUAUUCUCCGCUUAUUUGCUUAAAGCAUGCAAAAGGCAUUCAACUUCAAACUGUUGGUGCCCCCACGAGCUCAUCAGGUGUCUGCAUUGAAGCCGAAGGAAAUAGGCUUGAAUGAGGAGAAGUCUGUUUUUUCUUCGCCAGUUCAGGGUUACAACAAGUGUUCAGAUAUGGAGACAAGCCUUCCAUUUCCAUCCAAAAUGGUGCUUCCUACAAGGACACCAAGAGCUGAUGUUACUAAGAAGGUUGCAGUGAUACCAAUGGAAAAAGAAGAGACAUCAUUAAGAUCCAGCCAGCUGUUCUCCAGAUUGCUCGAUGAAGCCGAGAAAAUCAAAAUGUGGAAGUUCAGAGUCGAUUCUGAGAUUUCACAAAAAGACAGGAGGCUUCAGGAAAACAGGAAAACUAUUGAGACACAGCGGAAAGCUAUUCAAGAGCUUCAGUUUGCUAAUGAAAGUCUAAGCAUGAAACUAGAGGAUCAGCUUAAUGAGAAUGAAGACCUUCAGAAUAAAAGUAAUGCAACAAGGAAUUUGUGUAACAUACUGAAGGACACAUUUGAGAGAUCUGUUGACAAAAUGAGUGUGUUUGAGGCUGAACGGGAAGAAACUCAUGAUCUAUUUAUACAAAACAAUGAGAAUAUUCUGAGGAUGGGGGCAGCUUUUGAAAGUCUUAGGAAACAAGCAGAGGCCGAUCAGCAGGAUAUGUUAAAAAUGAGAGAAUGCCUCACACAGUUGGAGGAUCUUAAAAUGAAGUUUGAGAGUGAUUGUCUUGUAAAAGAAAAGGAGGUUGCCAUGCUUCAAGAAAAAGUGCACGAAAAAGAAAGCAGUCUUAAAGACGUUUCUCUUAAACUCCAAGAGACACAGCAGAACUGUGAUGAACUAAUGGGGUCUGCAAGACAACAUCAGGAAUUACUUCAAAAUUUAACAAAGGAGCGAGAGACGCUUGAGGAAAAACUCAAAGCGACCGAGCAGCUCAAAUCGGAGAUUGAGAAAAAUCUAAGCACCUUAACCAACGAAGUGGAACAAAGCAAGGAAAACCAUGCAAAAGUCCUUCAAAAGAAGAAUACAGAAUUAGCGGAGCUAAACAACAUCAAAGAGCAACAGUCAAACCAGCUUGCAGAAAUGCAUCAAGCAGUGAAUUCUUUGCAAUCCUCACUAACAACUGAAACACAGAGGGCCCAAGACCUUGAGACAAAACUAAGCUCAGUAUUGAAUGAACUCAGCGGCAAGACGUCAGAGUUAGAAGAAACCAAAGUGCAGAAAGACAACUAUGGCAAACAACUACAGAUACUUAAAGAUGAGCUGGAUGAGAGGUCAACCCUACUCAAGUCAGUAAAGGAGAAAUUACACACAAGUGAGUGUCAAAUUAUCCAGCUUAUUGCAGCACUUGAAGAGAAACAAAGUGAAGCAUGCCAGUUAAAGGAAGCAAUGGAGAAAAAUGGAAACAUGAAGGAGGCCUUAAUAAAUGCUAAACAAGAGUUGCAAAAAGAAGUUGAUUUGAAAGAGACUAAGUUAAAAGAGAUAGAGGAACAUUUGUCAGGAGCUUUGGAGAGUGGUCGUAAAUCAUCAGAGGAAGUUGAAAGAUUGGAGAGGGACAUAGAGCAGCAAAAGAAGAAAUAUGAGGAACUGAUGUCGAAGUUUAAUGACCUGCAGAUGCAAAAGGACACCAUGCAACAAGAAAUUGAUCGUGGUGCUAUGGAGAACAAAGGCCUUCAUUCUCAGCUCAUGGAGAGCAAAGCAAAUGCAGAAAGGGGGAUGAUGGAAAUUGAAAGACUUGAGAGGGAAAAACAACAGCUUCAUGUGCAGGUCGAUAUUUUAUCUACAAAAAUUGCUGGUCAGGAUGAAGAGAGCAAGAGUGCUAAGGAGCAGUUGAAAGAGAGUGGCAAACACUCAAAGAAAGAGCUUCAGAUGAAAGACAAACAAAUCAAAACACUGGAGUCAAAGCUAACAAACUUAAAAACUAAACUAGAGACCAAAACAAAAGCUCAUGAGGAAUGCAUUAAAGAGAUAACUGCAUUGAAGGAUGAAUCAGAUGGUGCAAAGAAACUUUACAAGGAGGAGCUUCAGAAACUAUGCUCUGACCUUAAAGAGAAAUCAACAUCUGAGGCACAACUUAACUUGGAUGUGGAAAAACUGAAGAAAGCAGCUAUCGAGGCACUGAAGAAUAAAGAAGACACAGAAACCAAAUGUCAGCUGAAGAUAUCAGACAUGGUUGCUCUGAUGGAGAGACACAAGCAUGAGUAUGACAAAAUGGUGGAAGAAAAAGAUGCAGAGCUGAGUGAUAAACGGAUGAGAGAAGCUGAAAUCAACGCAAGUAAAGCACUACUGGAGCUUGAGCUGUCCCAUCUGCAAGUGGAAAAUGAUGAACUGAAAGAACAACUUGAGAAAGUCAAAAAAGAAAAGGAGACCUUGAAAGUGCCAUUUGAAAAAGGCACACCUCAACAGAUCUCUGACACCAAAUUAAAGAGAAGCAGAAACAGGAUCUCUAAAACCCCAAAAGUUUCUGCUUCUACAAAAGCAGUUUAUGCCCUUUUAAAUGAAGAAAACGAUUCUCCACCAAAAAAUACACCACUCAGUCCUAUUGGAGCAGUGAAACAAACCCCCAAAAGUCCUCUUCGGAGCCUGAGCAGAAAAUAUGAAGCAACACCGCAAAUAAAGUCCUUCAGAAUCCGCACACCACCAAGACCUGACAUAACAGGGUCUUGGAAAACCAACUUCUUGAAACUGGAUCCCAAGUCGGACAGCUCAGACAGCAAUGAUAUACUGAGUUUUUCUCCAAGACCUGUUAAAUCAAAGAAACCUAUGCAGCCAAAAGACCCAGACCAAGAAGCAGAAAGUGUCGGCUUGUUCAAAAAAAUACAGGGCGCUGCUGUGUGCAAGUCUCCAGGAACGGCUUUGAAGCUGGCAGCGAUCAAGAGAAUGCGAGAUGCAGGUUGGACCAGCAUUAGCAGUGCAACUCAGAAGAAAAGAAAAGUAACCGAGAAAAUAUUUGCUUAAAUUUUUGAUAUCAAAAAAUUAUCGUUUAUUUCAUUUAAAUGAUUGUCGUUCUCAAUACACUAUUUAACGUUAUAGUAUGUUCUGUUAAAAUAGAUAAUUUACAAUGUUCAUCAAAAACGUUGCGUUUCUGGUAGUUGUUGUUUGCAGUUGAAUUAUUAGUAAUUUAUUUGCAUUUUAAGCGUUUAUCUUUCCGUAUACUGAUUUGAUUAUUUCAUUAACUCAUUUCAUUAAUAUUUAACUUAACUGAAACUUCAUAAAAAAGAACUUAAUUUAAUAACCUGAAUUUUUUUUACAUGUACUUUGAAAGCUUCAUGUAAAAGUAAGCAUUUCUUCUGAAAAAGUUUUAAAAAUAAAUGAGGCUGGUUUCUGUAUUGACA
Molecule: messenger RNA, 3471 nt
Organism: Misgurnus anguillicaudatus (oriental weatherfish)
Lineage: Eukaryota; Metazoa; Chordata; Actinopteri; Cypriniformes; Cobitidae
Source: RefSeq, a predicted model, not a curated record